UUAGAGAGCGCUUUCAUAAGCGCCCUCUUAGACCCCCUUUAGAGGGCGCUUUUUUUCCACAAGCGCCCUCUAAGGUCCCCUUUAGUAAACAUUAAAAUUAUAACAUACUACACGUUUUGUUAUUUUACUCUCUGUUAUUUUCGUUCUUUUUCACGUUAGGGUUCUCACUGCUACGAUUUUCGCUACUUCUAAGGCGUUCUCCUUCCACCUCUGUUAGAUCUACGACGUUUCCUCCUUCUAUUAAUUCGUUGUUAGCUGUUCGAUUUUGACACCAUAGGUAUUUUUCUAAUCUUCAUAUUACUUGGUUUCUCUUCUGACGUUCGCUAUUGUUCAUUUUUGGUGCUGUUCAGGUUCGACUGAAAGGAAACUAAAUUUGUAACGCUCCAAAUUUAUCAGACCAUAAUCUGAACAAUAUUUACAUAUCAUUUAGGUUCUUGCUACGAUUUUAACUUUGUAGUUAGCAGACAAAUCUGGUCGCCAACUUUUACUUAUUGUUUCUUCAUCUGCAAUGGCUUUGAGUCUUUUGGUUGUUUCAAUAUCAUUCUACUUGAAGGAAUAUAUAUCACCAGAUUCUGAUUUAUAUGCGACAUUGAGCCUUGUAUCGGUGGCUGGAGUUGUGGUCAUGGUUAUUGCAUUCUCUCUGGGAUUAGGAGCAAUAUCAUGGAUUAUAAUGUCUGAGAUUCUUCCGAUUAACAUCAAAGGCCUAGCUGGAAGUUUUGCAACACUUGCCAAUUGGUUCUUUUCCUGGUUGGUUACAUUAACAGCAAAUUUGCUCUUGGAUUGGAGUUCGGGAGGAACCUUCACAAUAUAUACUGCAGUGUGUGUUUUCACAGCAGGAUUUGUUGCCAUUUGGGUCCCCGAGACAAAGGGAAAAACUCUUGAAGAAAUACAACAGUUUUUCAGAUGAAGUUUCCUUUCGAGUAGCACUUCAGCUAGUGUUCACUCAUGUAUUCACAUUCAUAUUUUUUUUUUCUGAAUCAACUCAAUUCAUUUUUGUGCUCUUUGGUCUUGUUAAAUAUGGAAAAUACCAAGAGGCAAGGGAUACUUGAAAGUAUCAAUUGAUAUUUGUUUAGAUGGAGAUGUUCCAUUGUCGUCAAGCCUCAUUCGCGUAGAUGAUGAUGCUGGAUAUUUGAAAGUAUCCCUCUACGACAAUGGAACAUGUCCAUCUAAACAAAUAUCAAUUCUAUCUUCAAAAGAUAAGGGACCAAAAAUAUAAGGGGAUUACGCAGCAAAUCGAGUCAGUUGCAUAAAAAAAAAGGUAUAAACACAAUUAUAUGAUAUUUAUGCAUAGAAAAUGUUAAUUUUUGAUCUUAUACUUCACCUAACUAAUUUUAUGAUAUUUUAGGUUCAUGCUAUUGAUAUUGAACAAAAAGAGGUUGUUGCUAAGAAGACUGCUGCUAGCAAAAAAAACAUACAUCUCAGAGAUGCUUUUGCUACUUAGUUUUAUUUCUUUUUAAGUUAUGAAUUGGUUGUAUAUUUAGAAUCUUUAGAAGUUAAACGAUUAUAUAUCAGUGGAUUGUUGUAUAUGUAUGGAUUGUUGUAUAUAAGGCUUGUUGAAUGCAAUGUGUGAAAAAGAGCUUCAAAUUAUACA
This is a messenger RNA of Lathyrus oleraceus (garden pea), 1591 nucleotides long. RefSeq names its product sugar transporter ERD6-like 6. Gene Ontology annotation, molecular function: transmembrane transporter activity. Gene Ontology annotation, cellular component: membrane; plant-type vacuole. NCBI's taxonomy places the organism in Eukaryota, Viridiplantae, Streptophyta, Magnoliopsida, Fabales, Fabaceae. Bases 509 to 907 code for a protein of 132 amino acids. The record is from RefSeq and is a predicted model, not a curated record. Gene Ontology annotation, biological process: transmembrane transport. The transcript has 6 exons.